AUGGAAUAAAAGAAAGUGUUGGUUUUCUUUCCUAUGGCUAUUCCAGCUUCCGGGAAAACAGUUUUAUUUGAGAGCAUUGAAUAAUAUUAUCACGAAAAGCAUGAAGGGAAAACUAAAUUGUUUAUUGUAUCAAGCGAUUAAGUCUCAUUACAAUUGAUGAAUGAACAUAUUGCUGCUAAUCCAAAUGUUUCCAAAGAGGAUGCUUAUUAAGAAACAAGAAAAAAAUAUAGAACGAGAUAUGAUAAUGAAAUUAGGGCUGUGUGUUAAAAAGCAUAAGCUUGUGAAUAACAAUUCAUCGUAAUAAUUUUUGAUAAAAAUCAUCCUGAAAAUGCUUUGAAAGGCCCUUUAGACAUAGUUAAAGACUAUUUUAAAUAGUUUACUUCAAUUGGAUUGAUUCCCAAAAUCGGUAAGCCUCUUGGAAAUAAUCUGUUUUCAAUUACUUAUCUCGUAUCAUGUGUUCAAAGGGCAAUUAAAAGAGAAAAUCAUGAAACUCUGGUUGGUAAUAAAGAAAAAGUAGCAUCCGUAGUAUUAUUCUUUUUCUCAUUCUUUAACAAAGUCUAAAUUGAUAAGUUACCAUUUAAUAAAGUGUUUUACGUUCCUUUUACAAAUGAAGAUGUAUAGAUGGAUUAGGUCCUCAGAGACGAAGCUCUUGAGCUUUUAAAAAUUAUUUAAAGAGAAAGAAAUCCUGAAGACAUUUAAAAUAAUAGUAAAGAAGCUCUAUAGAAGUUUAUUGGAAUUUGUGAAAAGUAUAACUUAGGGUUUCCCGAUAAAAAUUUGUAGAGAGAAAUUGUUUGGAAAGAGAUCGAAACAGUGGAUUAAUGA
This is a messenger RNA of Paramecium tetraurelia, 822 nucleotides long. RefSeq lists its product as uncharacterized. NCBI's taxonomy places the organism in Eukaryota, Ciliophora, Oligohymenophorea, Peniculida, Parameciidae. The record is from RefSeq and is a predicted model, not a curated record. The transcript has 4 exons. Gene Ontology annotation, molecular function: hydrolase activity; ATP binding; DNA binding.